AGGACGGCGAAUGGAUCGCUGGCGUCGUGACCGCCGCCUGCGGUCCUGAGCUCAAGGUGCUGAGCUUCGGACGCUUCUUCAAGGGCCUGGUGCUGGACCGCGACUCCGCGUGCCUCAUGCAGAGGCCCGAGGCGCCCCUGCUGGACGAGCUGCCCCUGGGGCUCUCCGCGGGCCGCAGCGGCGGAGGGAGUGCCUCGCUGCCGCCGGCGCUGCAGGGCGAGCCCAGCCCAGACCGCGCCGCUGCCGCAGAAACGCCGGCCGGGUGCCCGGGGCUGGAACAGCUGCAAGGCGCAGGGCAGCGCAGUCGCAGCUGCAGUCGCAACGGGUUUGGCGCGGUCCACACGGACGGGUCCCGCCGAUGCAUCCUGGAGGAGGUGUGGGACGCCCGGCAGCCCGUGGGCUGGCUGGCCGCCGGGGCCGCGCACGCUUCGCGGUUGCAGAACGCGGCCACGUCACCUUCAGCGGGGUCCUCUUCAUCCCGCUGCCGCGGGUCGAGCAGCCCGGGCCCAGGGGUGGAGCCGAGCGCGGCUCCCCCCGCGGCCUCCGCGGCGCGGCUGAAGCUCAGCCGGCGGGCCGCGCGGAGGGGGCUCGGGAGGAGCGCGGCCGCGAGGAGCGUCUCCUGCGACUCGCUGGUCAGCGGGGGCGUCCUGCUCGCUGGGGGCCUCCGCUACUCGCUCGAGGCGUCCCUGGGGUCGCGGCAGGAGGC
Prorocentrum cordatum is the source of this 706-nucleotide messenger RNA. Lineage: Eukaryota; Dinophyceae; Prorocentrales; Prorocentraceae. The record is from the annotation of a GenBank genome assembly.